This is a messenger RNA of Symbiodinium sp. CCMP2456, 422 nucleotides long. The record is from the annotation of a GenBank genome assembly. NCBI's taxonomy places the organism in Eukaryota, Dinophyceae, Suessiales, Symbiodiniaceae.
GUCGACAUCUCGCCGGGUCUGUGCUUGGGUUCCCAUCGAUUGGCGAGCGAAGAUUCAAGACCACGCUGGCUCGCCAUUUCCCCGAGCUCGCGUACUUCGGGCCCGCCCAUCAGAGGCAGCUGCAGCAGACCUACGGCGCGCUCCUGUCCGUCUACUGGCUCGUGAACGAUCAGCACGAGGCUUUCACGCGGGAGCAGGAUCAAGCGGAUAUGCUCUCCAAGCAAUCCUGGGCCUGGAUUCAGGAGUGGAUGUCCGAGCAUGUGAAGAUCCACUCUGAAGAGGUCCUCGACUCGACGAUGGUAUUCAUGGCCAUCCAUGCGCUGGGAAAGAUCACGCAGUUUCGGGAGGAGCUGGCACCCGGUUUCUCUUCGGAUCUUCACGAUGUAGCUUUGGCCCACAUCUUGGAGACGCAGCCAGAGCUG